Molecule: messenger RNA, 2008 nt
Organism: Bolinopsis microptera
Lineage: Eukaryota; Metazoa; Ctenophora; Tentaculata; Lobata; Bolinopsidae
Product: store-operated calcium entry regulator STIMATE-like
Exons: 2
Coding region: 30-1718 (562 amino acids)
Cellular component (GO): membrane
Molecular function (GO): protein binding
Source: RefSeq, a predicted model, not a curated record
CUACUAUAUAACAAAUAAUUUGAGGUGAAAUGUCUCCAAAAGUGUUUGUACCAAUGAAUUUUGGUAUCCAGUUACUGGACUCUCCAACCCACAGUACCCUGGAACUAAAGGCAAGUCAGGGGGCAGUGAUACCAGCCAGUUCAGUGAUCCUAUCUUUCAACAGUCCUGUGAUAGAUCACAUGACCACAACUCUUCAUCUGACCAGCAUUGAUAUGAAGGAGUUCAGCGAGGCAGCUGUAAGAUAUUUCGUUCAUGCUGCUUACACUGGGGAAACGCCACCUAUAUCCAGAGAUAUGUUCAGAGAUAUCAACAAAUUGGCCAAUGUUUUUAAGAUGUCUUGGUUGGUGAACAGAUGUGUUGAUCAGUUUGAAAAUAUGACUGAAGCUAUUCAAGAAGCUUCGUACGAAGAUUUGAUAUUCUUAUUUGAUGAAGCAGUUUAUGUUUUAUCUAACCUCAAAUCUAGACAGUUAGUUGAGAUUGCUCUUAAAAAGAUCCAGUCACUGAAUGGGGAGUCACAACGGGAUUUUAUCUCCAGAUAUCUCCAAAACUUGACCUCUCUGUGUUGCCAACAACUAGAUUUGAUCAUUGAGCUGACAAAAACUAAUGUAGAAUACGUUGUAAAACCAAUUACAGAACAAAUUACUGCUAGUUCAUCUAACCAGGGAACUUUGGAUCUAACCAACUUCAAAUAUACUCUGGAAAACAUUGAUUUGAGUUAUUGUCUUAAAAACAAUAUUCAGCUUUAUGAGAGACUGUUUGGUAAGUUAGAGGAACUGUGUGGUACAAAUGAUGAUUUGAAGUGGCUGCUUAGACUUCAAAGAAAAUCAUUUAAAGAGUCAUUGAUAUCCAAGGAAUCUGUGACUUCAAUUGCCACCACAUCUGCAUCUGGUGUUGCUCAAUUGUCUGACAGUAACAUAAUACCAAAUAUGCUUCAUACUCUUAACACUAGCUUGACAUUUGACGAAGUUGUUGAUUGGUUGGGUACAUCUGACGAAGUUGUAAAUUUGUGGAUGUUUUUUGAGGGAAUAUGGACUUGGAUGAAUGCCAACGAGGGGUCUCCAGUCAAAUGUUCAUCCAACUUCCUGAACAAGGUUCGUGAAAUUAGAAAAAAACGGAAGUGGAGAGAGGUGUCUCAAUCAUUUCUAAAUUGCAAUUUGCUUCUGCAUAAGUCAGAGUCUUCGCGUGAAUUUUUCCAAGCAAUUAUGUCCUGUGAAGAUCUUUGUAUAGGUCUUAGAGAGGCAGGCUGGAAUAUAAUCUUUACUAAAGGUUUAAUCAAAGACAUUUUUUCCCUUUUCGAACAAGAGACUAAGUUAUACUUUAUCUGUGAAGGUCACGCAUCUGUGUACAAUUUGUCAAAUUGUUCUAAACCAGGGAAAUGUGGAUUUAUUUUAAAAACAGUACCUGCUAAAGAGCAUGCUAAUUUCGUGCUCUCUACUGACCCCAAUGAUUACUCAGAGGAAAUACAUUACCAUAACGAGAUACAUGCUAAAGAUAUGCAUCUCGAAAUGGAAUGGUUUAAAGAACUAGAGCAGCCCAGUGGUUCGCGGGGUUAUUAUCUUCCGAUGAGCUGGGCUGGAAGACCUGUAUACCAGAAUAAUGAAAUUAUUUGGGAUACAUUUCCAGUGACUGACUAUGGGAAGAAUGAUAGCUACUGUUUUUGUUUAUUCUUUCCAACCUUACCAUCACAUCAGCUGAAUCCCUGGGAUCGUUUGAUAUAAAGCAUUUCUAAAAACUUUCUUAUUCAAAUUGUCUCAGCAUGAACUUGAAAAACUUUAUCAAUGACUGAUUUUGUCCUAUAUUUAGUGUUAGUACUUUAAUUUUAAGCUUCACUCUCUGAUUUUAGUAUGAAGGAUAUAUUUUCAAGUAUAUGACAGUAGUCCUAACUUUUAUCGUGAUAGUUUCUGGGAUGACUAGAUUAAACACUGCUGAGUAUUUAAGUUUAUCUUAAUAGUGGUGUUCUUAAACUUCAAUUUAUUAUUAUUAUUAUUAGAUAAACAAAUUUGGACAA